CGUGUAUAUACGAAAGACCAUAAGGUAUCUGUCUAGGUAUGAGAACCGGUUCUACAGGUCCGACGUUUCAAUGAGAGGACUUUGAUUGCCAAGAGCAACCUUAAUCCGGUCUCUUCAGAGGAAAAGGGAAAAAAGAAAAAAAGAAAAGAAGAAGAAAAAGAAGAAGAAAACCCCUCACAAUAGCAAGAGACAGGCUAUGCUAGGUAGCUUGAGAGUCACUGGUUAAUCAACCCUGAAAUUCAUUCCAUAUAAUGACCCAUACCUUCCCCUCUCUUUCCCUUCUUUCUUCUUUCCGGUGGUUCAAGGCGCCUUCUAUCCGACCUAUCUAACGAAGAAGAGAGGCGGAAGAUCAACUCCCAAAGUCCAACUCGGAUCCUCUCAUACGUGACGUCACGUCCCUCAACUGAGAUCAAUAAUUACUCCAAGACAAAGUACUCGGGCUUACGCUUACAGUCUCCUCAAGAAUCAUGUGGGAGGUUGUGUGGACCGACCCGGACAAGAAGUCCAGAAGACAACAUCGCGAAAGAAAAAAGGACCAGCAAAAUCGGAGGCACAGGAGUAAGACGAUCCAGGACUCCCCUUCGAGUCGCACUCCAGAUCAGUCGGUCGACCGCUCUCAGGGCUCUCCCGGCUCAUCCACCCAAGGUUCAGUGGUCUCACAAUGGACCGACAGCUCGGUCGUCAAGCCAGUGUCACCAUGCAGCACCUCGAUGGCCGAGUCAAUAACAACAAGGGCACUGGGACCUCUCCAAUCAGACGCACCGAUCAACCUGUUUCCGAAGCAGCCGUCGCACUCACAUCGGAGCCGACUGGAUUGCGUUCCGUCCUGGGAUUCCGUCUUCAAGCCCAACAACCAUGAAGCAUGGAAGCCACUUGACACCUCCUCGCAUUCUGGUCGGUUACCUGCUGUUCGAGCUUCGGCGUCCGAAAGAAUGACACCUGAGUCCAAGGAGGCUGAGAACGACAUGGGGAAGCCACCGGGCUUGAAUGAAUUGCAGCGAGAGAUCAAGCGCAUCACCACUGCAAACAACAAUGUCCACCUUCUCCGUCUCAAGGAGCUGUGGAGAGAGUCGAAAGCCGAGACUGCAUGUCAGGAGCUUGAGAUGGAAAAGACGAUAUGGAUGCUCUCCGCUCUAGACAACAUGGAUAGGCCAGUAAAUCCAAGUCCCGGUCCCUCCAGAGAUCCUUGCUCGCAAGAUACGUCUGGCCAGACUCGGAAGAUCCUAGCUCUAUUCGAAUCCCAUGCUUCGUACUUGGCCGCAGUCCAUUCCGACAGGACUGUUUGCCAUAUAUCGUCUGAUCCACUCCCGCACACACUCUUCUCAAACAUCCAUCCCGUGUUCGUACCGUCUGCGUCCAUGCCAACGCUCCCCGUGGCACCAGGACUCUUCGACGCAGCGUACUCCCUCACCCUCCCUUCGAUGGUGCCGGCCGCGGAGGUGCCCCGACUGCUGAGCAAAGUCCACGGCGCCCUGGCCGAAGGAGGCAGGUUUCACCUGACGCUGAUCGACCCGAUGCCUUCGGCAGCAGCCACACUGGGGCCGCUUCUCCGCGCCUGGCUCGAGAAGCACCUGCUGAUCAAGCUCGAACGCAACUUCCGAACUACGCUCCCGAGCAAGCUGUUCCCGUGCUGGCUUGCAGAUGCCAGUCUCCGUGCAGAGGGCAGCACCAUCACCACGACGAAGUUCCUUGCCGUACCGUUGGCGAAGUCCGAGGGCGUGGCGGCGGCAUACCGCAGGGAAGAGGCCGCGGGAAAGCUUAUCAAGCAAGAGUUGCGGAGUUUCGUGGGUCGAAUGCUAUGGGUGGAAGUUUGGGGACGCCUCGUAACUGCCGAUGACAUGUGGUGGGAGGACGAACUGAUUGUUCGAGAAUGCUACGCCAUGCGAACGGCAUGGGAUUACAGCAUUAUUGAGGCGGUGAAGCACACGUCGCCGUGUUGAGGUUGUACGGGGUAGUGAACAAAAAGAAAAAAAAUUCUAACCAGGACCUUGACUGACUGACUGCGUCCAAGGUCGUCAGAACUAAGUUGGCUUGUAUUCACCUGAUAGUUGAUGAUCGAGUCGCAUGGGGCGCGGAUGACAAAUCGACAUCAGAGGCAGCUGGCCCUCGAACUUGAGUACCUACA
This is a messenger RNA of Sodiomyces alkalinus F11, 2125 nucleotides long. RefSeq lists its product as hypothetical. NCBI's taxonomy places the organism in Eukaryota, Fungi, Ascomycota, Sordariomycetes, Glomerellales, Plectosphaerellaceae. Bases 468 to 1940 code for a protein of 490 amino acids. The record is from RefSeq and is a predicted model, not a curated record. The transcript has 4 exons.